AUGAGUCGGUUGCAGUGGAUCUCUGGCAGCCCAUGCAACAUUGCUGUGCUCUCUCCCACGUUCAGCGACGGCCCACGCCUUGGCUCAAUUCUGGCAUGCAAAACACUUUUUCAGGUCUGUUUGAGUUGGCUGUCGAGGAAGCAGGUCCCCAGCGUCACCAUCAGUGAAUUGGAGACUGAGUGGUCCCAGGUUGAUUUAAGAUCCCUUGUGGUCAUUGCCAAAAGCACUUCUCCCGAAGGAUCCUCUCCGCUUGCGCAGGCACCAAAUGCUGCUGGCCACUCAUCCUGCAUGUUGUUCCGGGCCGUCUCCAGAGCCGUCUCCACUACGACAAAAGCCACGUUCGCCACCCCCUGGCUUGGCAUUAUUCGCAGUGUGGUGUCCCAGGAGUUCAUGGUUUCAUCUUCCACCAACAAAAAAGCUCAAAAGCACCACAAUAUAUCAUGGGCUUUCUUUCAUGAAUAG
Paracoccidioides lutzii Pb01 is the source of this 462-nucleotide messenger RNA. RefSeq lists its product as hypothetical. The transcript has 2 exons. The record is from RefSeq and is a predicted model, not a curated record. Bases 1 to 462 code for a protein of 153 amino acids.